AUGCUGUCCUCAAUAGCACGCUCAUACGGCAAGUUGAGAUCGGAUGUUUCAAAAACACUUUUCACAGGAACCAAAUGGUCUCCUGAAAAAGACAAAUACGAAAUUCCAAACCCAGAUGAAAUCAUCAAUGAGAACGAAAUCAACGAAGCUCUUGUUGAAACACGCGAUUACGGAAAGGAUAAGGCUCGCGUAUGUGGAAUCCUUGAGAAAGCCAGAGAUCGUGCUACACUUAAAGAUGUUGUUGCCGGACCAUCUGAGUUCCUUCUUGGUCUUUCCAUCCAAGAAGCUGCAACACUUCUUAACGUUCCAAUAGAGGACAGUAAUCUCAUUCAGGAAAUCUACGAUACAGCCUUCUUCAUCAAGAAUCGUAUCUACGGCAACCGUAUUGUUCUUUUCGCUCCACUUUACGUUUCAAACUUCUGCAACUGCUCAUGCACAUACUGCGGUUACCGUGGAACCAACACACAGAUCGAGCGUUGCAAGUUGUCCACAGAUCAAGUCAAGAGAGAAGUCGAAGUUCUUGAGAAGAUGGGCCACAAGAGAAUUCUCAUGUUGACAGGUGAGCACCCAACAUACACAUUUGAUGACUUCCUUGAAGCUCUCAAGGCCGCUUCAUCUGUUAAGACAGACAAAUCUGGUGAGAUUCGUCGUAUCAACGUCGAAAUUCCAACACUUUCUGUUACAGACUUCAAGCGCCUCAAAGCUCUCGGUUGCGUCGGUACAUACACAUUAUUCCAGGAAACAUACCACCGCAAGUCCUUCAAGAAGUUCCAUCCAUACGGUCCAAAGGCUGACUACGACUACCGUAUCACCUGCAUGGAUCGUGCUCAAAUCGGUGGCAUUGAUGAUGUCGGAUUUGGCGCUCUCCUUGGUCUUUAUGACCACAAGUUCGAAGGUCUCGCUCUCCUUCAGCACGCCAAGCACCUUGAUGAGAAGUUUGGCACAGGUCCACAUACCAUUUCCUUCCCAAGAAUCAGACCAGCUACAGGCACACCACUUUCCGAGCACCCACCACACGUUGUCAACGAUGAUGACUUCAAGCGCCUUAUCGCUGUCCUUCGUUGCGCUGUUCCAUACACAGGCAUGAUUAUUUCUACAAGAGAAUCCGCUAAAAUGCGUAAGGAACUCCUUAACAUCGGUAUCUCCCAGAUUUCUGCUGCUUCAUCAACAGAAGUCGGCUCAUACAACAAGACAUCCGAUGGUAAGAAGGGCCAGUUCUCAAUCUAUGACCACAGAUCUGCUGAUGAAGUCGUCAGAGAUCUCAUGAAGGACGGAUACGUCCCAUCAUGGUGCACAGCCUGCUACAGACUCGGCAGAACAGGUGAGGCUUUCAUGAAGUAG
This is a messenger RNA of Trichomonas vaginalis G3, 1341 nucleotides long. Its product is annotated as 2-iminoacetate synthase family. Gene Ontology annotation, molecular function: catalytic activity; iron-sulfur cluster binding. Bases 1 to 1341 code for a protein of 446 amino acids. The record is from RefSeq and is a predicted model, not a curated record. NCBI's taxonomy places the organism in Eukaryota, Parabasalia, Trichomonadida, Trichomonadidae. The transcript has a single exon.